Molecule: messenger RNA, 2773 nt
Organism: Echinops telfairi (small Madagascar hedgehog)
Lineage: Eukaryota; Metazoa; Chordata; Mammalia; Afrosoricida; Tenrecidae
Gene: ZNF263
Product: zinc finger protein 263
Exons: 6
Coding region: 17-2068 (683 amino acids)
Biological process (GO): regulation of transcription by RNA polymerase II
Molecular function (GO): DNA-binding transcription factor activity, RNA polymerase II-specific; RNA polymerase II cis-regulatory region sequence-specific DNA binding
Source: RefSeq, a predicted model, not a curated record
UCCCGGGAGCCUGCUGAUGGCGGCGGGCCCAGGCUCCCAGGAGCGGGAAGGGCUCCUGAUCGUGAAGCUGGAGGAGGACUGCGCGUGGAGCCAGGAGCUGCCUCCGCCUGACGCUGGGUCCAGGGCACAGUCCGCCCACCUGCGCUUCCGACGAUACCGCUUCCAAGAGGCUGGGGGUCCCCGAGAAGCCCUCAGCCGGCUCCAAGAGCUUUGCCAUGAGUGGUUGCGGCCCGAGCUGCUCACCAAGGAGCAGAUUCUGGACCUGCUGGUGCUGGAGCAGUUCCUGACCAUCCUGCCCCCGGAGAUCCAGAGCAGGGUGCAGGAGCUGCAUCCAGAGAGCGGCGAGGAAGCGGUGACGCUCGUGGAGGACCUGCAGAAAGAACUUGAAAGGCUGCGGCAACAGGUCACAAAUCAUGGGCGGGGAACUGCAGUGCUUUUGGAGGAGCCUUUGCCUCUGGAAACAGCACGAGCGUCACCGAGCUUCAAGCUGGAGCCCAUGGAGACUGAGCGAAGCCCUGGCCCCAGGCUGCAGGAGCUGCUAGGCCCCAGCCCCCAAAGGGACCCCCAAGCUGUAAAGGAGAGGGCAUUGUCUGCCCCCUGGCUUUCUCUCUUUCCUCCCGAAGGGAACACAGAAGACAAGGAGAUGACUGGGCCCCAGUUACCCGAGAGCGUAGAGGACAUGGCAGCGACGUACAUCUCCCAGGAGUGGGGACAGCAGGAACCUAGUAAGAAGCUCCUGUCCAGGGACUCGGUACAGGAGAGUUAUGAGAAUGUGCACUCACUGGAGUCUCUGAUUCCCCAUCAAGAGGCCCCAAGCACCCCAGUGGAGCAAGACAAAAAGUCACUGGAUCCCAGGACCCAGAGUUGGAAGGAGAUCCUGAGCCCCAGAAGCCUACCUGCAGGGGAAGAGAAAUUUGAGAACCAGGAGGAAACUGCUCAGCUUGUUGCCCCUGAAAACACCCACCCUCUGGAGCUACCUGGCCAGGCCAAAGGGGAGGUGCCCUGGAGUCCUGAGCAGGGGCAACCUCAGGACAGGUCAGAAGGGCACUGGGACCCUCUCCCAGAGAAUCAAAUGGAGCAAUCCUUAGUUGGAGCCACCAACUGCAGAGAGCUGGGGCGGACAAAGGAACUGCAGCCAAAGAAACUCCACUUAUGUCCUUUGUGUGGCAAAAACUUUUCUAACAACUCAAACCUGAUUAGGCACCAGAGAAUACAUGCAGCAGAAAGACUGUGCAUGGGUGUGGACUGUGGCGACAUCUUUGGUGGAAGCCCUCAUUUUCUGUCACUGCACAGAGCCCACUUGGGAGAGGAGGCCCAUAAAUGCCUCGAAUGUGGAAAAAGCUUCAGUCAGCAUACCCACCUGACUCGCCAUCAGCGCACUCACACCGGCGAGAAGCCCUAUCAGUGUACCGUCUGUGGGAAGAGCUUCUCCUGCAACUCCAACCUCCACAGGCACCAGAGAACACACACAGGCGAGAAGCCCUACAAGUGCCCUGAGUGUGGGGAGAUCUUUGCUCAUAGCUCCAACCUCCUCAGGCACCAGAGAAUUCACACCGGAGAGAGACCCUAUAAGUGUCCUGAGUGUGGGAAGAGCUUCUCUCGUAGUUCACACCUUGUCAUACAUGAAAGAACUCAUGAGAGAGAGAGACUUUACCCCUUCUCUGAAUGUGGAGAAUCUGUGAAUGACUGUACCCCUUUUCUUACCAACCACAGAACCCCCAAGGUAGAAAAAAAGCUCUUCAAAUGUUUGACUUGUGGGAAAAGCUUCGGGCAGGGCAUGCACCUCACCAGACAUCAAAGAACGCACACAGGGGAAAAGCCAUAUAAAUGUACCCUUUGUGGGGAAAAUUUCUCCCAUAGAUCCAACUUAAUCCGGCACCAAAGAAUUCACACAGGAGAAAAACCUUACACCUGUCAUGAAUGUGGAGAUAGUUUUUCUCACAGCUCCAAUCGGAUUCGUCACUUGAGAACCCAUACGGGAGAGAGGCCAUAUAAAUGUUCUGAAUGUGGAGAAAGCUUUUCUCGGAGUUCACGCCUUGUCAGUCAUCAAAGGACUCAUACUGGGUAGGAUGAAUGGAAUUUCUCUAAUUCGGAUGUGGUGAAGUAUUACAGACUUAAUUUUAUGAACUAGCCUUCCUUGCCCAACUGAUCUCUACAGAUUACGGUAAUUAUUCUAUGGAAGUAGGGUGAGGGCUGGCCGUUGUGAAGAAGGUGCAGAGGCUGCCGAGGGUUAAAGAGUACACACCCUCUGAGUGUGUAUCCACGUUGUGAUUUGGGUGCCUUGCUGUGUCCCAUGACUAUCCCCAAAUUGUUAGGAAUCCUUGUGAUCUAUUUAUUUGGGACAUUCAGCGGGAACAUGUAGGCUCUGAGGCCUUUAAGACCAAAGAGGAGAAGCUAAGUCUCUUGGGAAAUUAGCCAGAAUCCAACUAAAGACUAGUUGGCAUUUGCAAGUCUCCUGAAAGCCCCGGCUGGGAAGCCACCACAGUGCUCCCUCAAUGGUCUCACGGAAGUACUCGUAGGCAGGCCACGUAUGCCAGUGUCCCUGUAGGCAAGGAACCAGAGACCUGAGGGUAAGGUUGUUACUGCAGGCCUGGGAACGGGCAGUCUCCCUUCGCAGAGCUCUAGACUUGCCCUUCUGUUGUCAGAAAAAAUGAACAACUCUAGGGCUUUCUUCCUAGGUCCAGGGCCCUAUGAAAAACAGGAGUUCCUGCGAAACUGAGGACUAUGCUCUUCUCUCUGAAAAGUAUGGAUGAUAAUAAACAUCUUAAGGAAA